Molecule: messenger RNA, 2976 nt
Organism: Malus domestica (apple)
Lineage: Eukaryota; Viridiplantae; Streptophyta; Magnoliopsida; Rosales; Rosaceae
Source: RefSeq, a predicted model, not a curated record
ACCCCCUGCAGGUCCCAUCUUCGGAUAUCCGAAUAUGCUCGAACUAACUCUCCGAGGCCGCUGAUUGGAUUCACCACUACUAUAUUUUCUUCUCGAAUUCAUUUCCGACGUUCUGGUUCUAUUGAAUCAUCAGCAAAAUGUCACUGAUAAAAGAAUCCUCUUUCAUCAUAUUCUCUCAGUAAAUUACUCUCAUUUUCCUAGCAACUGCUAUGUUACAGUUGCAACAUUUAAUCAUCAAGCAAACAUAUUUGUGUUAGUUUCUUUCCCGCUAUAAAUAUAUUUACACACACACACACACACACACACACAUAUAUAUACAUAUUACACAUAAUGUACAUAGGAGAAGUCUACAUGCAACAUGAAACUAAGCAUUAAUUUGGGAACCAGUUCAGCAUACGUAUAUUACUUUCACUUUGUCAAUCUUCUCUUCUGUACUGCAUCGUUGUUUUGAAAAUUUAGGAGAACUACUUCGAGUUUCAGAAAAAAAUUUAUGGCAGCGGAAGUUCAGAAAGUAGUGGUGAUCCAGGAUGCAUCCAAAGACAUUGUUAGUUCGAGCUCAAUCAAACGGGUCCUGCAAAGCUUAUCCCUUAAGCCUGGGGAUGAACUUAUACUUCUUUCGGUUCUUCACCAGGUUAAUAAUCCUAGUACGUUUGCUGGGAGACUGUUGGGAUACAGAACCAAGAUAGACUCGAGUUCAUUUAUUGGAACCAACCAGAAAGUCAUAGAAGAAGAGCUUGUGAGGAAAACUGAGGAGUAUCGUAGCAAAGAGGAGAUCACUAUGAUUUCUACGAUGUGUAAAAAAGUGAAGGUUGAGUUCAACACGAAGGUGGUUGCUGGUCCCUCUCAGAAGAUGGUUGCUGCAGAGGCCGCGAUAAGAUUGGGAGCAACAUGGGUGAUUCUCGAUAGGCAGAUGAAGAAAGACAAGCAAUUCUUCAUGGAGAAGUUGCCAUGUGGCAUAUCGAGGAUGAAACGUAACAAUUCUGUUGAACAAUUGCGAGGGCCAAAAGAAAUUGGGGGGAUCAUCAACAAACCAGUCACCAAAAAACGCAGUAAAAGCUCCCAUGUAAGAUAUGAUGAAAUGAUACCAGGAAGCCCAGAGGAAGAACCUUCUCCUAAAAAAUCUCCAAGUCCUCGUACGAGCAGUUUUGGAAAAGAACAAGAUGGUCGUGGACACUCAAGGUCUAGCUAUAGAAAAUCUACAUCCUCAAGUGAUCUGCAGCUAGCAAGUAGAGUGUCAAGUUCAACUCUGGGGAAUACUGACCUAUUUAAUCCUGGCUUUGCCUGUAAUUAUGGGGAGGAAGAAAGCACGACCAAUGCCGAAAGAGGGAAAGCAGGAGAGCAGUCCUCAUUUCCAAUUCCAGAGAUUCAAGCAAGGGAUCAAAAGGAAACACAUAAUGGUGGGAGUCCCAAUGAACAGAAACAGCGUAGCUACAAGGACGAUUGGAUAGGAGAAUGUCGAACAGAUGAAGAAUUCAAAAAUUCAGUAUGCACAGAUUGCAAGAAUAAACGGCCAAUGAUUGGAUGGAAGAGAGACUUUACGUAUGCAGAUCUCGUAGCUGCUACGGAUGGAUUUUCCGACAAGAACUACUUGUCUGAAGGCGGAUUUGGUUCCGUCUACAGAGGAGAACUUAAUGGGCUGAAGAUUGCUGUUAAGCAACAUAAGAAUGCAAGCUGCCAAGGAGAAAAAGAAUUUGAGUCUGAAGUUCAUGUACUCAGCAAGGCAAGACAUGAGAAUUUGGUAAUGCUGUUAGGAUCAUGCUCAGAAGGAAGCAAGAGGCUGCUUGUUUACGAAUAUGUUUGCAAUGGUUCAUUGGAUAAACAUCUGUCGAAACACAGAAAAAGACCUCUCAGUUGGGAUAAGAAGAUAAAAAUUGCUACUGGAGCUGCAAAAGGCCUACUAUACCUGCAUCAAAACAACAUCAUCCAUAGAGAUGUGAGACCAAACAACAUCCUCGUGACACACGAUUAUGAAUCACUGCUAGGAGAUUUUGGUCUUGCGAGAACUCAACACGAAGACUCAGAUCGAUCAUCAGAUACAACGAGAGUUGUCGGAACUCUGGGAUAUUUGGCCCCAGAAUAUGCGGAAAAUGGGAAAGUGUCAACUAAGACAGAUGUUUAUGCUUUCGGGGUCAUUCUAUUACAGCUUAUCACAGGACUGAGGCCUACUGACAAGAAGCUUGAAGGAAAAAGUCUUGUGGGAUGGGCAAGACCACUGCUAAAAGAAAGGAACUACCCAGAUUUAAUCGAUCCGAGGAAUGUGGAUUGCCAUGAUGUUCACCAGCUCUAUUGGAUGGUUCGGGUAGCCGAAAAAUGUCUCAGCAGGGAUCCACACAAGAGAUUACCUAUGGAUAGUGUGGUGAAUGCUUUGACUUACUUGAACGAUGCCAACCCAGUUUGUAGCAUUGGAGACUUUUCACCAGCACAAUCUGAGUCAGCGGGAAGCAUUCCGGGAUCUUCUGAAUCGCAUGCUACUGAUUAUAUUAGCAUAGAAAUUACUCCCACCAUAGACUACAUGCAACAUCCCACCUCUACUAUUUCUUCAGAAACAGAAGGGUCUAGCUCUUUCACUGUCUCUGUGAAUUCCCCCUCGGGUACUAGUUCUGAGUACUGAAGACGAGAGAUACAAUGUCAGAAUAAUAAGAAUGGUGAGUACUUCUUUACGGGGGAUGAUUUCCACACACGUCUUUUCUCGUUGUGCGCACUUCUAUCUCAUAAUUAUCUUUUAUAUAAUUGAGAGAUUUCUGCGUGCACGUGGAGAAAACGAGUGUGCGGAAACGUCCCACGCACAUCUUUUUGAACUUUUUAUUUUAUAACAAGAGUGGUGGAGUACUUUUAAGGAUGAGAUUACCAAUCUUCAGAUGAUGAAAGUUAAUCGAGCAUUUUGGGUUGUACUAGGACCUCUCCACUGCAAAGGCUGGAACGUUCUAAUUUUGUAUGAUUAUUUUAAGUUUGACAUUUGAUAUGCAUAUUUAUUUU